AUGGGACAAUACAUAACAACACAUGAGUUUUAUCAUGUUUAUACUGAUGAACCUCAUGCGACACGUCGAAAGGAAAUGCUCAAAAAAUAUCCCGAAAUCAAACUAUUGAUGGGUCAUGAUUGGCGUAUGUCAAUCCAAGUGACCAUUUCAGUUUGUAUACAGAUUUUCGUUGCAAUACUUCUGCGAAAUUCUUCUUGGUGGACAUUAUUCUUAUGUGCAUAUGUUAUCGGUGGAACAAUUAACCAUACAUUAUCGUUAGCAUUACAUGAAUUAACACACAAUUUAGCUUUUGGCCAUUCACGUCCCAUGUGCAAUCGUUUAUUAGGUUUUUUUGCCAAUUUACCGCUAGGUGUACCAGCAUCGAUCACAUUGAAGAAGUAUCAUCUUGACCAUCAUCGAUUUCAAGGUGAUCUUAUCUAUGAUACAGAUAUUCCAACACGUUUAGAAGUCUUUUUAUUUUCAUCUCGUAUUGGUAAAUUGAUAUUUUUAAUCAUCAUGCCAUUUCUCUACUCAUUCCGGCCAAUGUUUGUCUUUCCGAAAGCAAUACAUGUCUUGGAAAUCGUUAACUUUAUCUUGGCGUUUACGUUCGAUGGAUUGAUGUUUUAUUUUUUUGGUGGAAAAACAUUAACAUAUUUUCUCUUGAGUACAGCACUUGGUCUUUCAUUACAUCCCAUUUCUGGUCAUUUUAUUGCCGAGCAUUACGUUUUCAAAGAAGGCUAUGAAACAUAUUCAUAUUACGGGCCACUCAAUGCGAUCACAUAUAAUGUUGGUUACCAUAAUGAACAUCAUGACUUUCCGUAUAUACCAGGACGAAAUUUGCCAAAAAUACGUAAAAUUGCUCCCGAAUAUUACGACAAUCUUCCAUGUUACACCAGUUGGACUAAGGUGUUAUACGAUUUCGUCAUGAAUGACAAUGUUGGUCCAUGGGCACGUGUUACUCGCCCCACUAAAGUCGGUCGUGUUGAAGUUCCAACUCAACAAGAAUACGAACAACAGAUGAAAACUGUCGUGAAGCAAGCUAGCAAGCGAGGAUAG
This is a messenger RNA of Adineta ricciae, 1035 nucleotides long. NCBI's taxonomy places the organism in Eukaryota, Metazoa, Rotifera, Eurotatoria, Adinetida, Adinetidae. The record is from the annotation of a GenBank genome assembly.